Molecule: messenger RNA, 1818 nt
Organism: Anguilla anguilla (European eel)
Lineage: Eukaryota; Metazoa; Chordata; Actinopteri; Anguilliformes; Anguillidae
Gene: rassf7a
Product: Ras association domain family member 7a
Exons: 8
Coding region: 353-1633 (426 amino acids)
Biological process (GO): signal transduction
Source: RefSeq, a predicted model, not a curated record
AUGCAAAAAAAAAUCGUAGGUCCAGCCUGUGGACGAGCCAAAGAAUGUAGCAGUAACCUGCUGUGUUAGACAAAUCUGUACAAAUAAACACGGAAUAAGCAGAGUGAGGAGUAACUUCUGAUUGACAGGAGGAAAAUCGUAAAUUGAUGUGACCUCAGUGGAUCGGUCAACUUGAAGCCCCUACAGUCUCCUGUGUCAUAAGUCAACACCAGCACGAAAGAACCCGAGGAACCCGGACCCCAGGACUCACCCGAGCAGGAAGGAGCGGUUUCAGAAGGGGACGGUUUUCCACUCCAGGGCGGCUCCAGUGCCAUGUUCCCUGUGAUCCGGGCGUGAAACCCCUGAGCUGCAGAUGGAGCUGAAGGUGUGGGUGGACGGAGUGGUGCGGGUGGUGUGCGGCCUGUCUGAAGAGACUUCCUGCCAGGAUGUGGUCAUCGCCCUGGCGCAGGCUAUUGGUCAGACGGGCCGCUAUGUUCUGAUCCAGAGACUGAGGGACACGGAGAAGCAGCUGCUGGCCAAUGAGAGGCCGCUGGAGUCGCUGGCCAAGCUGGGCCAGCUGGGGAACGAGGUGCAGUUCUUCCUGCGGAGGACGGGUCCCAGCAGCAGCGACGGGCCAGCGCAGAGCCGGGGGCCCCCCCUCCCCAAACUGUCCGAGCCCGAGCCCCCGAAACGCCGGGAGCCCAAGAAGUCCCUCACCUUCAACCUGGGGCCCACCAGCUCCCCUCAGACCAAACUCAAGCACUUUAGAAAGCCGCACAGGGACUCCCCCGAGCCCAGGGCCUCCCCCCCUCCCCCGGCCGCCGCCGCCGCCGCCGCCGCCGGGCCGUCUAAGGAGGAGGUGUUCCGGAAGGUUCUGGUGCAGCAGGAGCGUCUGCAGGCCCUGGAGGCGCAGCUGGAGGGCCUGGAGCAGGAGGUGCAGGUGUGGGAGCAGCCCCCGGCGCUGGACCCGCGGCACAGGGAGGAGCUGGAGCUCCUGCAGGAGGAGGCGCGGCGGAACGAGGCGGAGCUGGCCCUGGAGGAGGUGCUGGAGCGGGAGCUGCAGGCGGAGGCGGAGGCGGAGCGCCGUCUGCGCGGUCGCCUAGGCGACCUGCACGCCAAGAUGGACGACUGCAGCCGGCGACUGCGCGACUUCCACAGCCGCUCUGCGCAGCUGGAGCGCGACAUUCAGCAGGAGGCGCGCGCCUCCUCCCGGCCCCGCACCCCCACCCCCGACCAGCAGCUGGGCACCGUCAGGGUGGAGCUACAGGCCCAGCAGCACCAGGGGGCAGAGCUGGAGGCAUCCAUCACAGAGAUGGAGAAAGCGCUGGGGGAAGCAGAGGCUGUGCUGCAGGUGAAGAAUGAGGAGCUGGAUGAGCUGAACAAGGAGCUGAGGCAGUGCAACCUGCAGCAGUUCAUCCAGCAGACGGGCGCCCUGCCCAGCCAAUCACAGGCUCGCACAGACCAGCCUGAGCAGCUGGAGCAGCCGGAGCAGCUGGACGGAUAUAGCAAUGGAGGCUCCCUUUCGUACCCCUCCGAGUCGCCACCCCGCCCCACGGCCAAGCAGUUCAUGGGAAACCCCCGAAAUCUGCAGAACCCCCUGAUCUCCAGCCUGAACCCUGAGGUCCUGACAUCCAGGGAGGCGUCUUGGAGAUAAAACAGGAAUCGCAAGUCCAAGGAUGUGUUCACUGUUCACUCAUUAUUUCACACAUAUUUUAACCCCAUAUUGUUAUUAUAUGUAUAUAUAGCAAAGUAUGUAUUUACUGUAAAAUAUGAAACUUAAUGUGAAUUAUUUUGUGUAUAUAUAUACAUAUAUAUAUUAAAGGAUGUCUCUUUGUGAAA